Andrographis paniculata is the source of this 1249-nucleotide messenger RNA. RefSeq lists its product as uncharacterized. NCBI's taxonomy places the organism in Eukaryota, Viridiplantae, Streptophyta, Magnoliopsida, Lamiales, Acanthaceae. The coding region runs from base 218 to 1078 and encodes 286 amino acids. The transcript is spliced from 9 exons. The record is from RefSeq and is a predicted model, not a curated record.
ACAAGCUCCUAAAAAGAAAACUCCAACAAACCGGUCCUAUUUGCGUUUGGCGGAAGAUAACGAGAUUCAGUUCGGGCUAUCAUCGGCUGCACUGAGCAUCUUGGGUAUUCUCGGAAGCUCAAAUCUUACUUCUUCCGCCUCGAUUCUCGACUCCAUUGGCGUUUUUGCCUAUUGGAGACUGCGAUCACUGGAAUCGAACGCGGUCACACCGGUUCCCAUGGAAGUCAAUUCUUGUCCAGGUGAACCCAACAAUAAAAUUGAAGUUUCCUCCACCAGAGUUGUUGGAGCCGAAGAUUUGUUGAUUGUUGGGGCAGGGGUGCUGGGAUGCAUAGUGGCUGAAAAAUGGCAGAAGCUACAUCCAGGUUCUCAAAUAUAUGGGCAGACACUAACAACUGAUCGUCAUGAUGAGUUAAGAAGAAAAGGGAUCAUCCCCUCCACUAAAGAAACACAAGUAACUCAUAAGUUCCCUUAUGUUAUUUUCUGUGCCCCUCCAUACCGAACUCCAGAUUACCCCGGUGAUGUAAGGGAAGCAACUUUGAAAUGGAAUGGGGAAGGCUCCUUCUUGUUCACUUCAAGCUCAGCUCCCUACGACUGCAACGAUAAUGGAUAUUGCAAUGAGGAUACUCCCGUUGUACCAAUUGGAAUGAGUCCCAGGACAGAUAAUUUACUCAAAGCUGAGAAAGCAGCGGUGGAGGCUGGGGGUUGUGUUGUUAGAUUAUCGGGGCUUUACAAAGCCGACAGAGGUGCCCAUGUAUACUGGUUGGAGAAAGGGAUUGCUGACGUUCGACCCGAUCACAUCCUUAAUCUAAUUCACUAUGAGGAUGCAGCAUCACUUUCGAUCAAUAUCUUGAAAAAGAAUCUUCGCGGCAGGAUCUUUCUAGGUUGCGACAAUCAUCCCCUAUCCAGGCAGGAAUUGAUGGAACUGGUUAACAAGAGUGGAAAAUACGAUAACAAGUUCGAGAGGUUUACAGGAACAUCUGACCCUUUAGGUAAGAAAUUGAACAACUCGAAAACCAGAGCUGAGCUCGAAUGGGAACCGGAAUAUCCGAGCUUCGAGAAGUUCCUUGAAAGCCUCUGAAAUUAUCUAUGGUUUGGCUUCUUCUCCUUCUUGAUUAUACAUACAUACAUACAUAAAUAAGCAUAUUAUUGAAUCUGUGGAGUUUGAAUGAUGAACAUCUUCACUAUAUCUCAAUUUUUACCCACAUUGAUCUAUUUCAGGUGUUUCUAAUAAUAGAGUUUUUUUUUUUUU